Sorghum bicolor (sorghum) is the source of this 604-nucleotide messenger RNA. RefSeq lists its product as uncharacterized. The record is from RefSeq and is a predicted model, not a curated record. Lineage: Eukaryota; Viridiplantae; Streptophyta; Magnoliopsida; Poales; Poaceae. The transcript has a single exon. Bases 134 to 418 code for a protein of 94 amino acids.
GGUCGUACUUGACAAAAACAAGCCACCUGCUGGCUGCUGCCCGUCCAAAAACACACGCCGGCCGUGAGCUAGCUACCUCUCCAGUCUCCACACCUGGAGAGUACUCUAAGAUCGAGCUAGCUAGGCGGCGGCCAUGGCGUCCAUGGACUUCGUGGUCCAGGUCCUUGUUCGAGUGGUGAUGAGAAGAAGCAUCCGCAGGCUGCAAGAGGUCGUUGACAUGGCCGUGGAGAUCGGCACGGCGGUCUUCGUGGCCGUGCGGGUCUCCGGCCUGGUCUUCCGCCGCCGGCUGCCGACGAGUACGCCGUCGUCUUCGUCGUCGCCGGCGGUCUCGGGCGGCACUGCAACUACUACGACGACGUAUUACUACUCCCCGGGAGCGUCCGCCUUGAUCGGCAUGUCCAGGAUUGACAGGCACUAGCUAGCUAGGGUCAGCUAGCUACUUCUGGCAGGCAUGUAAGUACCAAUAUAUGGUCAUUUGUGCGAUUUGUGAGUAGUAAUUAAAUUAAACACAGCAUUUAGUUAGCUGUACGUUGUGUUACUGCUCUACAUAUGUGUAAUUUGAGGAGUUGAGGUCGCAAAUCAAAAUAAACUUUUGCAUCGAUUC